Messenger RNA from Spirodela intermedia, 2859 nucleotides. The record is from the annotation of a GenBank genome assembly. Lineage: Eukaryota; Viridiplantae; Streptophyta; Magnoliopsida; Alismatales; Araceae.
AUGGGGCUGUCAUUCACGAAGCUCUUCAGUCGGCUUUUCGCCAAGAGGGAGAUGCGGAUCCUUAUGGUGGGUCUUGAUGCUGCUGGUAAAACUACUAUUUUGUACAAGUUGAAGCUCGGGGAGAUUGUCACGACCAUUCCUACCAUAGGUAUGCUUUUUCUGGGUUAAUUUAACUGUGGACCUGUUCCUAUUACUUUAUCUUUCCUGUAAUAUGUCUACUAUCGCUUGUUUCUGUGUAGUUAUACUUUGUGUUAUUUGGGACCUUUCUAUAUGUAUGAUUGUUGAUAUCAUAUUUGCUAGGAGAGAAGCAAAGAGAAUCAGGUGUCAACAUGCUUUUUAAACAAAGUAUGGAUAUUCUGUUGUCUUGUUUGCACGAGAGAGUUAGAGUGAGCUGCCAGUGGGAGAAGGAUGGAGGGAAAACACUUACAUAAGUUGAGAGGAGGGAAAUACUUUUACUAACAUCUCUCUCAUCUUUAUCGUCGCCUAAAUAUCAUUAUGUAUAAUAGAAAUCCGUGGAGCAUACAUCCAAGGAUCGUUGUUAAUGCAUAUGUGGUGUUUAACAUUACUAAUGCUUUAUAUCUUUUUUCUUUGAACACUUUAAGAAGCAGAGUGGCAAUUAUCGAUGUUGUUGCCAUUACCUCUCAUUUACUGACCAAGUUUUAAAUAAUUUGGUGAUUCUGUGAUAAUUCAUAAUAUUCUGGACUGCUGUAAAUCAGUAAAAAAGAAUUAAAAAUACAUAUAUUUCUUAUAAUUUUCGUAGAAAAUACGUUUGAAGUAUUUAGGUGGAAAAUACGUUUUUCCACCUCAGAUAACAUGUUCAAUUCGAUUCGGAGCUCUUAGGUUCAUUCAAACUACUUUGAAGUAUUUUCCAAUGCAAUUUUCGGGUCCUGAUCAGUUUUCUUACCGUGAAUAUAUAUUUUCUGUCACUAAUUGAAGAGAAAAAUAGGCGCAACAUAUAAUUGUUUUCUUUUUUUGUUUGUCAGGAUUCAAUGUUGAGACAGUUGAAUACAAGAACAUUAGCUUCACUGUGUGGGACGUUGGGGGUCAGGACAAGGUAUUUGAAUCUCCUAGAGCAUAUUAUCUUUUUCCUGACGAAGCACUGAUCUUGUAACAUAAUCUAGUAGAUCAUGAUAGAUAGAGAUCAUUUUAGUUUUAACCUCUUCAAGUUUUUUUUUUUGGCUACUAAAGCGCAUUUUUCGUUUUCUUUUUUCUUUCUUUCCUAGUUUUAUUAGCACCCAUUGUUGACGUGUUGAACAUUUUGUCUUGAUUAUCUCAGGGAUAUUUUUAUACUCGUUUGGAACAUUUGACAUCAGACCUCAAGUGUUGAUUUGUCAUUUUUUUAAUCAUUUUUAUGGACGGUGCAGAGGAAAUCCAUGAUACUAGACAUAGAGAAUGAAGUGCAUUGGAUAUGUUAUUCAUGCAAGGUUUUGUGUGCAUAGGAUAGAAUGUUUGGUAACUUCUUGAUGGACAAUUUAUAAGCUGUUCGUUUGGACGGAUAUGAUUAUGCAUCCUGACAAGCAUGGUCUCUGAAUUCAUCAGCUUUCGCCUUUGAAAAUACAAGAUUUAAAUAACUCAGUGAUCUUUUUAUGGGUCAAAUGUUUGAAAGUGUGAAUGAGGUAUCUAAAAGAAAAUAUCUGAAUUUUUUAUUUUUCGCAAUUUUCCGUGGGUUUAUGAUUCAGUAAUAGUAAAUUAUAUUCUAGCUUCUUUACAAUUGCCAGUUUUUAAAUUCGCUGAAGUAUCAUAUUUUGUUCAGCUAUUCUCAAUCAGAAAUUAUGCUACUUUCAAUGCUUCACGUCUACUACAUAUGAUCAUAUAUUAAUGUGAAGCAUAUAUAGAUUAAUAAUCAUUUUUCCGUCUACCUUCACCUCAUCGAUUGAUUGAUUUCUUUUCUUAGUUCAUGGAUUUUGUAUUUUUUAUGGAUUCUCGCAAAAAUUAUGGGCAAAUUCCGCUUUUAAAGAGUCUCUAUAGUUUUUAUUUAUUCAUUCAUCUACAGCAAUGUUGAUUAUAUAUAUAUAUAUAUAUAGAGAGAGAGAGAGAGAGUAAAAAAAUGACCUUUGCAUUUGGGUGUAUCAGAUCCGUCCAUUGUGGAGACAUUACUUCCAGAACACCCAGGGCCUCAUCUUUGUGGUGGAUAGCAACGACCGUGACCGAGUUGUUGAGGCUAGAGAUGAACUCCACAGGAUGCUAAAUGAGGUAAAAAACGCACGAUCAUCCCCCUCCCCCUUCAUACGUCACUUUUCAACUGUUCCACUGGGCCAGGUCCCUCAAUUAGUAAGAAAAAAAGAAAAAGAUCUUCCAACUGGUCUUCUCAGGGGAGUCCUCUCUCUCUCUCUCUCUCUUCUCCAUUGCUACGUGGGAGAAUUAUGUGGAUGCUGGGUGACCUUAAGAGGUCUGUUCUUUGAUGGCAGGACGAGCUGAGAGAUGCGGUGCUGCUAGUGUUCGCCAACAAGCAGGAUCUCCCCAAUGCGAUGAAUGCAGCAGAGAUCACCGACAAGCUCGGUCUCCACUCCCUUCGCCAGCGCCAUUGGUAAUCUCUCUCCCUCUCUCUCUCUCACUCACUCACUCACCAUUUCUGAACCCUCUGAAAUUGCCCACAAGCUAUAUAUGGGCCUCCUCCGGCUUGCGUUAGGCCACGUGGCAGUUCUCUCUCUUCUCUCUCUCUCUCUCUCUCUCUCUCCAUCUCUUUCUCUCUCGUAUACGUCAAGCGACUGGUCCACCGUAUUAAUCUGCUGUGCUCAUCCCCUGCCCGCUCAUGUGUCUCCCUCUCUCAGGUACAUCCAGAGCACCUGCGCCACCUCCGGGGAAGGACUGUACGAGGGGUUGGACUGGCUCUCCAACAACAUCGCCAGCAAGGUCUGA